AAGAGUCGAUAUACUGUUAUACGCCCAACAAUUUCACCCGUGACCAGGCGUUAUACGCCAGAGGAUACUGCUGGACCGAGCUGAGAGAUGCUGUGCCGGGUGUGGAGCCGAGUCAGCGGCCAUCCCUGUUUGAGCACAAGUUCCUCCCAUACGCGCUGCUCGCCUUCGCCGGUAUCAUGUAUAUCCCAGCCCUGGGCUGGGAGUUCCUGGCCUCCACCAGACUGACCUCGGAGCUCAACUUCCUGCUUCAGGAGAUAGACAACUGCUACCACCGCGCCGCGGAGGGGAGGGCUCCCAAAAUCGAGAAGCAGAUCCAAUCGAAAGGGGCGGGCAUCACGGAGAAGGAGAAAAGGGAGAUCAUUGAGAACGCGGAGAAGGAGAAAAGCCCGGAGCAGAACCUGUUCGAGAAAUACCUGGAGCGGCGAGGCCAGAGUAACUUCUUGGCCAGGCUCUACCUGUCGCGGCAGCUGUCGGUGGUGUUCCUCAGUAUCAUCCCAAUCAGUUACCUGUGCACGUACUACGCCAACCAGAAACAGAACGAAUUCACUUGCCCUUUGGGAGAGCCCCCUGACCUGUCCAGCAGUGAGGCACUCCAUGUCCAUGUCAAUUGCAAGCUGCCUUCGGUGCAAAUGCAGCGCAUCAUCGCCAUCGUGGACAUUGUGCUGCUGUGCUUCAUCAACCUGAUCAUUCUGAUCAACCUCAUCCACCUUUUCAUCGUCAGGAAGUCCAACUUCAUCUUCGACAAGCUUCACAAGGUCGGCAUCAAGACAAAGAAGCAGUGGCAGAAGUCGCAAUUCUGCGACAUCAACAUCCUCGCCCUGUUCUGCAACGAAAACCGCGACCACAUCAAGUCGCUGAACCGUUUGGACUUCAUCACCAACGAGAGUGACCUGAUGUACGACAACGUGGUGCGCCAGCUGCUGGCCGCUCUGGCCCAAUCCAACCACGAUGUCACUCCCACCAUGCGCGAUGCCGGCAUCCAAACCAUUGACCCCAGUGUGGACCCCGCAGACAUCGACAGCAACGAGCAGCUCAUCAUAAAGAGGCCCCGGAAGAAAAUGAAAUGGAUCCCAACCACCAACCCACUGCACCAGCCUUUCAGAGAGCCCUCCAGUGCCUUCAAGUUGGAAAACAACAAGGGGGAGAAACCCAAACCCGCAAGGCGAAAAACAGCGACGGACGGUCUCGCCGCUCCUCUCCUGGACUCGACUUCGAAAUAUUUUCAAGAUUCAUCUUCCAGUAAAAGCGAAGGGAACACAACUAUUAAUAGUGAGAAAAAGCACAGUCGGCACUUGUCUUUGGAUGUUCAUCCGUGCAUUGUGACCAGCAAAAAGACCAGGCCACAUCAGGAAACUUGCACUUCGAAGAGUCAGGAUGGGAACUUCUUACACUCAGAGGAGAACAUGUUGACACAUGUACCAUCUCCUAUCAAAGGUGAAGUGUGA
Messenger RNA from Rhincodon typus (whale shark), 1445 nucleotides. RefSeq names its product pannexin-2-like. Gene Ontology annotation, biological process: monoatomic cation transport; positive regulation of interleukin-1 production. The record is from RefSeq and is a predicted model, not a curated record. Gene Ontology annotation, molecular function: channel activity. The transcript has a single exon. Lineage: Eukaryota; Metazoa; Chordata; Chondrichthyes; Orectolobiformes; Rhincodontidae. The annotation marks the transcript as partial.